Messenger RNA from Macrosiphum euphorbiae (potato aphid), 693 nucleotides. The record is from the annotation of a GenBank genome assembly. Lineage: Eukaryota; Metazoa; Arthropoda; Insecta; Hemiptera; Aphididae.
AUGGAAAAUCAGCACAUUAAAAGUAGGUCAGUAAAUUUUAUAAAUGAAACGUUGGAAUUUUUAGUGGAUACAGGUAGCAGCGUAAAUAUAAUUCGUUUAUCCGCAUUAACGGCGGAUACGAAGUUGGUACCAGGUGAAGCGAUUUCUUUAAGGGGAAUAAGUAAUAUGUUAGAAACCACCAUAGGUAUAGUAGAGAUACCAAUAGAAAUAGGUACAGAAAUAUUCGAAAAUAUAAAGUUUUAUAUAGUUAAAAACGAUAUGCCACUCAUUAAAGCAGGUAUAUUAGGUAGACCAUUUUUCCAGUUACAAAACACUACAAUAAAUAUGCCAUACGGGUGUAGCGCACACACGUUAACAUUAGGAAAUCAUAUAAGAAUACCUCCGCGUGUAGAAUACAUAAUGGCAGUAGGUGUUGACACUGGGACGGUUAAGGAUAAUGAGGUAAUAACUAUUCAAAAGGGAGAGCUACAGGAACAAGUAUUCAUAGGCAACGUUAUAAACAUAGUGAAGGACGGGCACGUGCUAGUAAACGUCAUAAAUUUAUCUGAUGAGGAAAAAAUAAUACGACCGGUGCGAUUAAGUCAAUUAAAUUAUGAAUUAUAUAGGGAACAAUCGAUAAUGUAUAUUAACACUACCGAAAGUGAAACCUUGCCAAAUUAUUCCGAAAGGGUACAACAGUUAAAAAAGGAAUAA